This is a messenger RNA of Lampris incognitus (smalleye Pacific opah), 756 nucleotides long. RefSeq names its product CYTL1 domain-containing protein. The coding region runs from base 1 to 756 and encodes 251 amino acids. The transcript is spliced from 5 exons. Lineage: Eukaryota; Metazoa; Chordata; Actinopteri; Lampriformes; Lampridae. Gene Ontology annotation, biological process: positive regulation of transcription by RNA polymerase II. The record is from RefSeq and is a predicted model, not a curated record.
AUGGCUACUUUAAAGCAUUCACUGCUGGUUCUGGUUUUGGUGCCGUUGGUACUGGGCCUGCCCUACCAUCCACCAACAUGCUACACCAAGGUACUCAACAUGGCACGAGAAAUCGCCCAACGAGCAGCAGAGUUAAAGAGCAACCCUGAAAAUAGAACCUGUCUGAGACACAUUCCAGAUCUCUACAUGGACAUCCAUAAUGAGUGUGUCAUGUCGAAGAUGAGGACCUAUGUCUCCCAGUUGGAGGCCCCGCGGGUACGACGCUGUUCAUACACACUGGAGGUGAGGAAGCUGGCCCUAACCGUGAGACAGCUCUUCAUCAUAAUGUCGCAGAAGUGCCAUGGGGACCUGGUGUUCACAAAGAAUGACUGUGGUGCGCUGGAACAUGCUCAACUGGCAUACGCCACAACCACUGCCCCACUACGAGAGCUCCUGAAAAAGGAUGCAACCUGGACCUGGACUCAUGCCUGCUCUGCCUCUCUUCGCCAACUGAAGGCACAGCUCACCUCACUGCCCAUGCUUGCACACUUUGACCUGGCAAGCCCCACAAUCCUGACUUGUGAUGCCUCCAGUACGGUGGUUGGAGCUGUGCUGUCUCAACUCCAACAGGGCACUGAACGCCCAGUGGCAUUCGCCUCUCGGUCCCUCACCUCAGCUGAGCAGAAGUACUCAGUGGGGGAGCGGGAACCACUGGCUUGUGUCUGGGUGUGUGAGCAGUGGCACAUGUAUGUGCAUGGACGGCACUUUACACUGUGA